Kwoniella shivajii is the source of this 2688-nucleotide messenger RNA. RefSeq lists its product as uncharacterized. Gene Ontology annotation, biological process: SNARE complex assembly. The transcript is spliced from 9 exons. Gene Ontology annotation, molecular function: SNARE binding. The record is from RefSeq and is a predicted model, not a curated record. Lineage: Eukaryota; Fungi; Basidiomycota; Tremellomycetes; Tremellales; Cryptococcaceae. Bases 1 to 2688 code for a protein of 895 amino acids. Gene Ontology annotation, cellular component: lytic vacuole; endosome.
AUGAGUGAUGCCGGCGGGAUAGCUCCGGAUCCAGUCAUUGUAAAUAUGGAUAGUCUUAGUGAAGACAGAUGGAGACCAUAUGACAGGCCUAGAAUACGGCAUGUCACCGGCAUUCGAAUCCACCAAUUAACACUUCCUGAAUCCCUCUCUUACGCAUCUAGACUUAUCCCUUCAACUUCAGAGGAUGAGGAUGGAUACACUUUAUCUCCUUUGGGAGAGAGUUCACGAUCUUUCUCUCACCGUCAUCGAAGAUCGAGCAAUGCUUCAUCAGCUUCAUACCCUUUCCCUCGUCGACAAAAUUUAGAUAAAAGAGAACGGUCAUCUUCCACAUCGACUACACGUCCAGUAGAACCUUCAUCUCCGACUGUGUCAAUACAUCACACAGCUCCAAAAACGAGAUUCACUAGAGCUAGAGCACCUACUCUGGCCGGAGAGGUAUUAGAGCAUAUCCAUGAUCAUGAUACGGAUUCAUCUUUGAUAAGUUCGGAAAGUAAAGAACAAGAACAGAUCAACUCGUAUGAUUAUGAAGAUCGUAAACCUCUCAAAUGCUUCAUCACCUUGACAUUACCUCCUUCACAACUGGACGUACCGAAAGAGAGGGAAGAUUCAAGGAGAAGGACAAAGAGCGACGAGAGAGAUUUAAGAAGUGGUGAUUCACUUCGUAGAAUUACAAGAACACCUUCAUCACAUUCAAUAUCCGUUCCUAAUACGCCUACGAAACCAAGACUGAAACACACUUUAUCAUCGUCUUCUUCCAAUUCUUCCAUCAUGACUCCAGAUCAACCUCGCUCCAAAACUGUAUACCUUAACUUACCUGAAAAAUCCUCCAAUGGGAUAGGUAACGGUAGAGCGCAUUCCACCAUGGGUCAUUCCUUAGGUAGAACAACAUCACGCUUGAGCGAUAAUGUAUCCUUACAUUCUUACAACGGAUCAACAGCACCGAGUACAUUCAGAGCUCCAAACCUGUUAAAAAAGUCAGGACCAAGUCUAAGUAUAAGUCACCAAAUAGCAAAUAGUCAUUCGUCCCCUACUCAACUCACUCUCUAUGACAAUCCAUCUCCGCAUCUGAAAGCUAAAACAUCUCGCGAAUCGUUAAGGAAAGAAGUAAAGAACAAAGCCGUACCGGAAAUCCAGAUACCUUUUUAUGUCUCACCUAUACAUCACCCUUCUACACAUCCAAGAUUCGUAGGAUUAGAAUCUAGUGAUUUUGCUGAUUGGUUGACUUCGACUCAAAGUGCAACGGACGAAAUGAUACUUGAAGUAUGGGUAGAAAUGAGUCCUGAUAAGUGGACGAAGAUAGAUAGUGUAGGAGGAAAAGUGAACCUGUCUGAAUUGAGAAAAGGUCAAUCAAAACGCACAAAUGGGAUUGAAUUCACUCUCUCUCAUGAUUCGAAAGAGAUCUACCAUGUAGCCAAUUCUGAUGAGGAUGCGGAAGAGGAGCAGGUCAAAUCGGGAGCGAUAGUGGAGAGAAGCCUGAGAGAAACUAGGAUGAAAAAAGGUAUUGGCGUAGGAGGAUUACAUCAGCUGGUCAAUCUACAAGCUGUUAUAUCCGACACAGAGAAGAGUAUUGAACAAGUAAGGUGGAAUAUAGAUACGCUAUUGAUACAAGACACGGAUUGGAGAUGUCUGAAACGGGAUAUAUCAGAACGCCGUUCAAGGAUAGAGUGGUUGAAAUCUAAAGUUGCUGAAGUCGAAAAGACUACAAGAGAAGUACAAGCGAGGAUUACGCUCAACCAACAGGGUAUCGAUAUCCGACGAGAUAAUUUGCAAGGCGCUCAAGAAGCUGAUGAGCUUCGGAUGGGAAGUGGAAGGGAUCUGGAGGUCGAGAUCAGGAACAUGGAAUCCGAAAGGCAAUCCCUUGAAUCACCUACUCAUACUCUUCGAGCUCAUCACAUCCAGACGCUUGAUUCGUUGUUCCCAAUUCAAUCUCUUGAUCCUGCUCAUCUACUUUACACUAUCUUAAAGGUACCUCUACCGAUUCCUGUUGGAACGAAAGAUCCCGCACCUCCCCUUUCAUUGCCAGAAUACAAAGUGGAUGAGAGAACUACAGCGGCAGCUUUGGGCUACGUAGCUAUGGUAGUUCAGAUCUUGGGUAACCUGGGUGGUGCAGUCGGUGGUUUACCAUACACUAUCACUUGUGCUGGAAGUAGAAGUGCUGUAAGAGAUGGUACAGGUGUAAUGCAAGGGCCGAGAUCAUUCCCCCUUUACGCGAAAGGGGUCGAGAGAUAUCGAUACGAAUAUGCUGUAUUCCUGCUUAAUAAGAACAUCGAAAUGAUAAUGUCAGAGAAUAACAUUCGGCUCUUAGACUUGCGUCAUACCUUACCCAACUUGAAAAACCUGUUAUUGACACUAUCGUCACCAAAUUUACCACCUCCCAUAUCGAGAAUGGGUUCAAGAGCCGUAUCUUACCGCUCAGGAACACCUACUUUGCUCAAUGGCGGUGGGAUUGGCGGAUGGUCGAGAAGCUCUUCUGCCGCCUGGCAAAGUACCCUUCGAUCACCAGGUGGCUCGACUAUCGGUGACAGUCCUUCGAAAUCUGCUUUACCGAGUGCAAGUCCAUUGCGAGCAAUUCAACACCCUUCGGAGAGGAGAUCAGAGAGCAUGAAGAACGAGGUUGAGCUAGGAAGUGACGAUGAGACUGAUGAAGAGGAUUAUGGCAGCUCCCUAAAAGAUGAAGUCGUUGCUUGA